This is a messenger RNA of Chelonoidis abingdonii (Abingdon island giant tortoise), 2591 nucleotides long. RefSeq names its product suppressor of cytokine signaling 1-like. The record is from RefSeq and is a predicted model, not a curated record. Gene Ontology annotation, biological process: phosphatidylinositol phosphate biosynthetic process. Lineage: Eukaryota; Metazoa; Chordata; Testudines; Testudinidae. Gene Ontology annotation, molecular function: 1-phosphatidylinositol-3-kinase regulator activity. Gene Ontology annotation, cellular component: phosphatidylinositol 3-kinase complex.
CCCGCGUUCCUCGCUCUCUCCCCUCUGCGCUCACAGCAACUUUGCUAGAGGGCUCGGCUCCGAGGUGCUCCUUGGGGGGAGGGGGGGGGUUUCCAGCCGCACUUUUGCACCUGGGCAACUAUUUGGGACUUACUUAGGAAACGGGGACGGGAGAGAGGAACACCCCCUCCGCCUCUUGUUCUGGAGAGAGCAUCUUCUUCCCUUGUUUGCAAACCUGAGGCGCCCUAGCCCCCAUCCCUCCUCCCGGCCCCCUGCACGGGCGAGCCAGCAGGAGGAUUUGGCGUGCAUCCCUGGCCCAAGUGCACGGGCUGGCCCCCGCCUCCAGUGAGAAGCUAUUCUUGCUUGGGGCUUUGCAAAAGUUAGGAAGUGCUGUGCUGGAACUCUUGGAAAUGGAUAUUCCUGGGCCUUAUGUCCAAAAGCUUAUCCCAAUGGAUGGCAAAUUGAAAGAGGCUGGAUGCAAAGAAGAAAGUGUAUUAAAGAUAACAUCUUUCUGGGAUCCAUGGGCCUUUUGAGAGAUGAUCAGAGGGAGGCCGGAUGAUCUACUGAACGCACACAAUAACCUUUUUCUUCCACAAAGGCAGCAACGGAGAACUCCCCAUGCUCCAGUUCCAUCCAGUUUACCCACUCAUUACCGGGCCUUCCGCAGCUGUGAGUGGGAGGUAGUGGAGCGAUCGCUUAAUAUCCUGCAGGCCAGUGGCUUCUACUGGGGUCCCUUAUCUGUGAGUGAAGCACACGCCAAGCUACAGCAGGAGCCGGUGGGGACCUAUCUGGUGCGGGACAGCUCUCAAAGGAACUGCCUCUUCAGUGUGAGUGUUCGGAUGCCAGCGGGCCCAGUCAGCCUCCGGAUCUCCUUCCGGGAGGGCUACUUCUGGCUGAAGGACUGGUUCUCGGACUGUGUGGUUAGGCUGCUGGAGAUGGUGGUGGCAGGAACCCAGGCCAACCCCAUCCACUGUGAUGAAAUGGGGGGAACCCCCUUGGUGUUCUCUGAACCCCUCUGCAGGAACCACGGGGUUGUGCCCAUGUUGUAGGAACUUUGCAUCAAAGCCUGGGAGCUUACAAUGGGACAAGGGAGGAAGGUCAGAGAUUGGAAGAGGUACAUGGGAGCGGCAGUUACUUUUCAGUGUGGAAAGGAACAAGGCAUAAUAUCACUUGGAAUCCACUGCCUAUACAGAGAAGGAGACAGCUGCAUACAUGUGGCAGGCAAAACUGAGUGAGUGUGACAUGCUAACUGAAUGUGCCACUGCCGUUAGGUUGUACUUCUCCUUGGGGUAGGGGUGGGGGGAUAACUUAAACCUGCUGACUAGGGGAGCCAUGUCCUCCUGAGGUAAAGGUGCGUAGUUUCUCCUUGUGGCAGAGUAGAACUGCCCCAAUCCAGCACUUUUUAUUCCAGUUGUGAUGCAUAAGCUUCAGAAACAUGGGCAUUGCCUGUCCUCCCAGCACACUCCUCUUCUCCCUGUAUUCCAAAGUGCCUAAGCUAUUUCUUGCUGAAAAAUCUCUCCUUGUGAAAAGGUCCAGUUGAAUUUCAAAGACUUUGACAAGCUCCGAUUCAGUGUCAUCAGGAAUUGUACACUGUUCUCUGAUACCAAAGGUGUUGGGUGGGCAGGUGUGUGUGUGUGUGUGUGUUGAGAGAGAGAAAGAUUUCACUACCAGCAACCUUCACUUCCCUGUACCAUGGAAAUACAUAACAUGCCACUUCAGAAAUACAAGAAAUGACACUCUAAUAUUUGCACUGGAGGAAACAGUGGCAGGCAUGUUUAACAAUACAGUUCCACCAGCUUCUGCAUUGCUUUUAUUGGAAGCUGGACUGCAUAGCUUCAUUUUUUUAUGGGCAGCUGGGCCAUACUGUAAUGGGAUAAUAUAAUAUUUCAGCCAACCAAGUCUUGGUUUGGAGAGUCAAUUCUGUUAUUGAUUGUAUCAGCGGACCAUCAUGUACGGUCAUCUGGCAGUAUGCUGCUGCCCCCUGCAGAUCAUCAUUAAAGGAACACUCUAAAAAGUUAGGUUUUUGUAUAAAAGGGACGGAGAAGUGCAUUAGAAAAGUUACUACUAAUAAAAAUGUUUUCAAAAGGAGCUUUCAAAAAAAGUAAUAAUUGUCCUGUAGUGCUGGAAAAACAAACUAACUGGCAUUGGGCCAGUACAUGUAAAUCAAAGGUUCACUGGCCAUGCUGAGUGAAGUGAAAAACGAAAAAAGGAUUAGUUAGGAACAGUAAAUUUCAUUUUUUUUUUUAGUGUAUUAAUCUAAAAAUAUAGGUACCACAAGGGGGACUCUGUCUUAGUAUAUAAGGUCUAAAUUUCAAAUAUUGUAUUUGUAUUGCAUUGAAUAGUAUGCUAGGUGCCUCAAAGAACAGCUAGUUAUACAAGGUCCUGAUGCAAAGAAUACACAUUUUAGAUGUCACAGCUAGUGAGGGUGGGAACGGACAUGGGGAUUAGACAGAAUUAUGAAAAUAAGGUCCUAUAAAGAUUGGGUUCAUCUGACUGACAUCACUAUUUAAGCAGUGUCCCUAAAAAUGUCCUAUAAAAACAGAUGUUUCUGUGCAAAGGUGGCAUUGUGAGUGUGUAACUUCAGAGCAAAUGUUUGAAAAUUUGGUCCAUAA